Messenger RNA from Macrobrachium nipponense, 1661 nucleotides. RefSeq lists its product as uncharacterized. Lineage: Eukaryota; Metazoa; Arthropoda; Malacostraca; Decapoda; Palaemonidae. Bases 146 to 1558 code for a protein of 470 amino acids. Gene Ontology annotation, molecular function: DNA-binding transcription factor activity, RNA polymerase II-specific; E-box binding; protein dimerization activity. The record is from RefSeq and is a predicted model, not a curated record. Gene Ontology annotation, cellular component: nucleus. The transcript has 2 exons. Gene Ontology annotation, biological process: sensory organ development; axon development; positive regulation of transcription by RNA polymerase II.
UAGGAGGUAGGAUGUGUUUCUAGCCGGGAUAUCUCGCCGUGACUGGCACCUUGCGGAUCAGUUGGCAAUAGUGAAGCUAAGAAAUUGGUCAGUCCAGUUUAUAAGUGUCUCCUUCCCUGGAUACAGUGAUCCUCACCAGCCACUUAUGCAAUACCGGGCAGUUCAGGUUUCAUCGCCUUCUGCGGGAGCCAUGACAUCUCCAAUGCGCCCCACGAGCGGUCCGAAGCCCCUUCACGCGACGCCCUCACACCCCCAGGGCCUACCCGCCUCUCUCUCCCCCUCCGGAGGCAACAGCAGCGUGGUGACUCCCUCGUUCCAGGGACCUCCAGCCGCGUCAUCGUCACCCUCCAGGCAUGGAGUAGGAGGAGGCGGUUCGGGUCACGUCCUCCUCAGCAGUUCUCCUCCAGUAGGGCAUUCUCAGUCGAGGACGGCCCACGCACAUCUCGUCAUGUCCCCGUCGCAAAUGCAGGGGAUCCCAGGACCCCGAGGAGUGGUGUCUUCACCCUCGAGGUCGACCCAGAUGCUGCCCUCGCAUUCGCCUCAAGGGUCACCCUCAGCCCUGUUGCCCUCGAACUCUGUUCCUUGCAGAAUGUCGCCCUCCAGCGUCCCUCUACAUCAACAGCGUCUCGCCGCAUUGCAGAGGGACGUCAACCCGUCUGGGCGCCUGAAGGACAACCCUCCUUCUUCAGUGACUUCUUCUGCGUCCCCUAACUUGCCAACGACGCCAGCCUCCGUUGGACCACCUGUCACUCCCACGAGCGCAGGUUCCUUCACUGGGCUUCUUCAGGAGAUGGGUAUGAUGCCCAUCAAGGAGGAGGACCUCACUGACGAGUCCAUAGGCGAUGACGAAGAGGACUUUGACGACUUCGAAGAGCAGGAGGAAGUCAGCGACGACGGAGGAAGGAAAAGGAAGAAGCAGAAGAUGGACCAGGGGGAGGAGGAGGAGGCUGGCUCGGAUAGAGAACUUGACGAGACCCGCCGUCAGAAGGGAGGAAACGUGGGCGGCGGGGGCAGUGUCAGGGGCGCCGCCGGCAGGAGCCGCGCCAAGAGCCCCAAGCACCUGGCCCGCAUCCGACGGAACCGGAGGAUGAAGGCGAACGACCGGGAGCGCCAUAGGAUGCAUAUGCUCAACAACGCCCUCGACAGACUGCGCACCGUCCUGCCCACGGCGCCCGACGACACCAAGCUGACGAAGAUCGAGACGCUGCGCUUCGCCUACAACUACAUCUGGGCGCUGAGCGAGACCCUCAAGGGGUUCGACGCCCAUGCGCCCCCCUCCGCCCACCACCACCACCACCAAUCCUCGCAGCAGCAGCAGCCGCCGCAGCAUCAUCUGAGCCUCAGUGUGGGCGUGGCCGGCAACCCCAUACCCAGCCAGGUGGUGCCCGGGGAUGUGGCGAUCUACCCUGGGGCGUCUCUGGGGUCGGCAACUCCUUAUUGUAUGGACGCUGUCGAGGGCGACCAUUGGGGAGCGACGGGGAACAUUGGACCGUUUCAUCCGUCGUCGAAUCACGCCCAGUACAUGAACUACCCGAGUGUGCCCUAUCAGUGCCUUUGAUGGGCAGUGAUGUUUUGUUUCCGUUUAUCUUUCCGACUUCGUUUCACUGGGAAUUUCUUCCUUCCCUCAUUUCUUUGCAGUUGUCUGUUUUGUGCAAUACUUU